Apodemus sylvaticus (European woodmouse) is the source of this 1548-nucleotide messenger RNA. RefSeq names its product single-pass membrane and coiled-coil domain-containing protein 3-like. The transcript has a single exon. Bases 1 to 678 code for a protein of 225 amino acids. The record is from RefSeq and is a predicted model, not a curated record. NCBI's taxonomy places the organism in Eukaryota, Metazoa, Chordata, Mammalia, Rodentia, Muridae.
AUGGCUCAGAGUGACUUCCUCUACCCACAAAACCCACGGAGGCGACAGGAAGUGAACCGCCUUCACCAGCAGCUGCUGGGCUGCUUGUCUGACAGCUUCCAGGUCACCAACAAGCUCACAGGGGUUCUCAACACCCACUUGGGUUGCAGGCUGGCCUUCAUUGAAAUGAAAAGCGAUGGGACCAUCAAAGACAACUGUGACAUCAUUAUCCAAGCCAUGACAAAAAUCCAAAAGGAACUGCAAAAGGUUGACGAGGCUCUGAAAGACAAACUAGAGCCAACCCUUUAUAGGAAGCUGCAGGAUCUUAAGGAAGGGGAGACAGAGAAGAUUACCAUCGUGCAGAAGGUCAUUUCUGUCAUCCUGGGAGAAGCUACCUCUGCAGCCAGUGCAGUGGCUGUUAAACUGGUGGGCUCCAGUGUCACAACUGGCAUCAUUAGCAAGCUGGUCUCUGUGCUAGCUCACAUCGGGACUUCUCUCCUGGGAAGCAUUGGAGUUGCGGUGCUCAGCCUGGGCAUAGAUAUGAUCAUUCAAGCCAUCUUGGGAGCAGUGGAGAGAACGCAGCUCCAGGCAGCCAUCAGAAGUUAUGAGAAGCAUCUGGAGGAGUUCAAGGCUGCCUCAGAACAGUACCAUCAUGCUAUCACUGAGGUCACCACUGCUGUGAAGCGCCAGUUAAGAUGAACAGUCAGGUCUCUACACUGGGAGAGUUCUGUGCUUCCCUCUCUAGCACCAUGUUUUUUUUCCUUAGGUUAAUUUUCCCUAUCUCCCACAAUGUGGAUACAGAUAAACGAUUUGGGAUGCGUGGGUCUUGGAUCAAAAAUGAGGGUCCAAACCAUCUGUACUAUACAAACCACCUGUACUAUACCCUCAGAUGAUAAAGCUCUAUUCAGUUUUCUUACCCUGUUCUCAGAACUACUGAGGUAUAAAGGCAUCAUAGACCAGCAGACACAGGCUAUUGCUUCCCUGUUACCAUGCAAUGUCUUCAAACAUUCCCUCUAAAUGGAGAGACCACUCCAUUACCUGUUUCAAUCAUCACUUAUGUCUAAGAAGACAUACUUAAUAACAUCUGACUAGACACACACUCGUGGCCUUCAAAUAAAAUAGACAUACUUCUAUUAUUUUUAACACCAGCUUAAAUAAAAUUGUCUGUAAAUUGGAAAAGACUGCAAAACCAUACAAACAUUUUUCUUCCACCAGAUUAAAUACAAUGGUUUGCAACAUGGAAACGAGGGCAAAAAACAUCAACAACAUUUUCUUCAAAAAUGUAUGGAAGCGUGGGGCGAUGCUGACGCACGCCUGUAAUCCCAGCACUCGGGGAGGCAGAGGCAGGGGAAUUUCUGAGUUCGAGGCUAGCCUGGUCUACAGAGUAAGUUCCAGGACAGCCAGAGCUAUACAGAGAAACCCUGUCUCCAAAAAACCAAAUCCAAAAAACAAACAAACAAACAAACAAACAAAAUGUACGGAAGCAAAGCAUCUGUGAGUUCUUCUCUUUACAAAGUAUGCCUGGAUGGAUUUGGAAAAGGAUGAGAUAAUAAAACUUGUUUUUAUAAU